Laccaria bicolor S238N-H82 is the source of this 679-nucleotide messenger RNA. RefSeq lists its product as uncharacterized. Bases 1 to 477 code for a protein of 158 amino acids. The transcript has 7 exons. The record is from RefSeq and is a predicted model, not a curated record. NCBI's taxonomy places the organism in Eukaryota, Fungi, Basidiomycota, Agaricomycetes, Agaricales, Hydnangiaceae.
AUGAGGGUAGGUUCUGAGGUUUGGAUGGGAUACGAGUUCCAGAACCUUGAGAAGGUCGCAACUACGGAACAAGGACGAGCAAGGAUGAAUGCCCUUUUUUUCGGCAGUGACUGCAGACAUCUUUCCAUGUCACGACGCUCACCUCACCCAAUUGGAGCCACAUCACCAUCGAUGGGUCGUUCAAGAAUGAGAGAAAGACGGGGACUGAACGUUGAGUGGGUCAGACGUUCGUGUCUGAGCGGUCCUUCGUCAAUAAUUUGCCUUGCGCGAACUCACUUCGAGAGUCCAUCUUCCAAUCAUCUUACAACGCAAGUUUCUUCCCUUCGAACCUCUAGACUUUUCCCCACGUUAUCUUCGCAAGACUCGUCAUUUACCUGUGGUGCUGCAUCAACACAUCGUAGGGUUGGAUGCGUGGACAUGCACCCCGGAAGAGAAAACAUCUACUUGCGUAGUCGUCACAAGUUUCUGGGUCGCUAACGCUUGACGGUUUUAUGCCACAGCGUUUUUCUUAACCGGAUGUCGACCAAUCGGACAGCACGCUCUAGAGUGGGUAUAUUUUAUGCCCCGCAAGGAUGCUUCAGUGACCUCAUGGAUGUCCGUCAUAACCUGUAAUCAUAGCCACGUGGCCCACACUGCGAUAUCGCCCAUGGUUAAAUUUCAAAUUUUGACUUCUUUAACG